Tachysurus fulvidraco (yellow catfish) is the source of this 1526-nucleotide messenger RNA. It is a transcript of the gene cart4, whose product is annotated as cocaine- and amphetamine-regulated transcript 4. Gene Ontology annotation, biological process: G protein-coupled receptor signaling pathway; adult feeding behavior; positive regulation of MAPK cascade. Lineage: Eukaryota; Metazoa; Chordata; Actinopteri; Siluriformes; Bagridae. The coding region runs from base 146 to 451 and encodes 101 amino acids. The record is from RefSeq and is a predicted model, not a curated record. Gene Ontology annotation, molecular function: neuropeptide hormone activity. The transcript is spliced from 3 exons.
AGGAAAGGACAGAUGAUGACGUCACGGGAGCGCGUCAGUCGGGAGCUCGCGCUGUAUAAAUAGAGAAAGUUUUCCACGCAGUGAUUCUGUGUAAGAAGACGUGAGGGACUCUGAAGUGUCUGCUUUUAACUCUUUCUCUAGCGGUAUGGACAGCAUCAGGACAACGGUGUACCUCGGCGUGUGUGUGUUAUUGCUCAUUACUGUGUGUCAGGCUCACAGCUCUCUGGACCCCAGACUGUCUGAGGAGCAGCUAGUGACCAGAGACAUGGCUGAAGCGUUGGAAACCCUUCUGGAAGGAGACAAUCGGAUAGAACUGGAUAAAAGAGCCAGCAUCAUUCCGAGGUGUGAUGUAGGAGAACGGUGUGCCCUGAAGCACGGACCACGCAUCGGCCGCCUGUGUGACUGUAUGAGAGGGAGUGCGUGUAACACCUUCUUCCUGCGCUGCUACUGACCGAGCUUACAGAACAUCAGGCACAGUGCUGCUAGCUCUGAUGGGAUCUUACGUUGUUGACGUCUUUAAAACUGAUUGUCUAGUUCGUAAAUUCUUUGUGUAUGUUUUAUAAAACACAUGUACGGUUGCAUUUAUUUAUUUUUGUUUAAUAAAAUGUCUUUAAGACUCUUUGAUACUGUAUUAGUAUUUAAUAAUGAAUUAAUAUUCAAUUCAGCAUUUAUUGUGAUAUACAUUAGAUUAUACAUUAUAAAGGCAUAUAUGUAUGUAUGUAUGUAUGUAUGUACGUACGUAUGUAUGUUAACACAAUCUAAGGUUUUAAAGAGCACAUUUCAAUUAGGGGAGGCAAAGUGACUGUGAAGGUGAAAUGAGUAAAUGUAUGUAAAAUGUGACCACAUAUCUAUCCUGCAUGCAUUAUUGAAAAAUUAUUAUGAAGUCAUAUAAUUAAACGACAAACAUUAAAGGGCACAAAGGUGAGAGUUUUUUAUUUAACAACACAAAUGCAUCAGAUGUCUUAAUUACUGGCUUGCGGCUAAAUACAGCUGUACUGCCCAGUUGGGUUUUAUCUGAUUGCAGUAAUAGGUUUUUGGCAGCUGAUGUGCUCAUCAAAGGUUUUUGACUCAUUGCUGAACUUUACAGAGCACUAACUGGGUGUCGCAGAAUACAUUUCCUAAUGCAUAGCACACUGAGAAUUAAUGGCAUUGUGCCCUUUCCUGUGUCAGAGAAGACCUUUUACUGGUAGCCAAACAAGAUAAAACACAGCGUUCACCUCACCAAUGACCUGGCAUUUAUUUGAACAAGGCACCAAAUGAACCAACUGAAUAAAGAAUAUUUUUCUGAACCUGACAGUAAUCUGCUGGACAUGUCAGUUCUGUUCCACACACAUUUGUAACAUACACACGAGCUAUAAAGAGUAAGAUGACGUUCAAAUAUGACGAUCGUUUCCUUUUGAGUCUGGUACCUCUCAAGGUUUCUUUUCAAGAUCAUCUCUAGGAGUUUUUUCAUGUCUCUGUUGCUUGUUCAUUCAGGAUAAACAUAAAUGUAAAUUUUUAGUAAUAUAUAUUCAGAUUUUUUAUAU